UACAAAUACAAAACUGCCUACAGAAAGCAGCUGGGCCACCACAUCGGGGCCCGCAACAUCGAGGACGACCCCAAGAUGAUGUGGUCGAUGCACGUGGCCAAGAUCCAGAGUGACAGGGAGUACAAGAAGGACUUUGAGAAGUCCAAGACCCGCUUCAGCAGCCCCGUGGACAUGCUGGGGGUGGUGCUGGCCAAGAAGUGCCAGGAGCUGGUGAGCGAUGCCGAUUACCGGCACCCCCUGCACCGCUGGACCUGCCUGCCCGACCAGAACGACGUCGUCCAUGCCAAGACCGUGUACGACCUGCAGAGUGAUAAUGUGUACAAGUCGGACCUGCAGUGGCUGAAGGGCAUUGGCUGGUCCCCAAUUGGGUCUCUGGACGCCGAGAAGAACAAGAGGGCGAGCGAGAUCCUGAGUGACAAGAAGUAUCGGCAGCACCCGGACACCAUCAAAUUCACGAGCCUUCCUGACUCCAUGCCCAUGGUUCUGGCCAAGCACAACUCUAAAAUUAUGGACCAAUACAAGUACAAGGAGGGGUAUCGGAAGCAGCUGGGCCACCACAUCGGGGCCCGCAACAUCGAGGACGACCCCAAGAUGAUGUGGUCGAUGCACGUGGCCAAGAUCCAGAGUGACAGGGAGUACAAGAAAGCCUUUGAGAAGUCCAAGACACACUUCAGCAGCCCCGUGGACAUGCUGGGGGUGGUGCUGGCCAAGAAGUGCCAGGAGCUGGUGAGCGACGCCGAUUACCGGCACCCCCUGCACCGCUGGACCUGCCUGCCUGACCAGAACGACGUCGUCCAUGCCAGGACUGUGUACGACCUGCAGAGUGAUAACGUGUACAAGUCGGACCUGCAGUGGCUGAAGGGCAUUGGCUGGUCCCCAAUCGGGUCUCUGGACGCCGAGAAGAACAAGAGGGCGAGCGAGAUCCUGAGUGACAAGAAGUAUCGGCAGCACCCGGACACCAUCAAAUUCACGAGCCUUCCUGACUCCAUGCCCAUGGUUCUGGCCAAGCACAACUCUCAGAUCAUGGACCAUUACAAGUACAAGGAGGGGUAUCGGAAGCAGCUGGGCCACCACAUCGGGGCCCGCAACAUCGAAGACGACCCCAAGAUGAUGUGGUCGAUGCACGUGGCCAAGAUCCAGAGUGACAGGGAGUACAAGAAGGACUUUGAGAAGUCCAAGACACACUUCAGCAGCCCUGUGGACAUGCUGGGGGUGGUGCUGGCCAAGAAGUGCCAGGAGCUGGUGAGCGACGCCGAUUACCGGCACCCCCUGCACCGCUGGACCUGCCUGCCCGACCAGAACGACGUCGUCCAUGCCAAGACCGUGUACGACCUGCAGAGUGAUAACGUGUACAAGUCGGACCUGCAGUGGCUGAAGGGCAUUGGCUGGUCCCCAAUUGGGUCUCUGGACGCCGAGAAGAACAAGAGGGCGAGCGAGAUCCUGAGUGACAAGAAGUAUCGGCAGCACCCGGACACCAUCAAAUUCACGACAGUGUUGCUGGAGGGCACGGUGAAACUGUACAAGCUGGCGAUGGAGGAGGAGAAGAAGAAGGGCUACGACCUGCGGGCAGAUGCCAUUCCCAUCAAGUCAGCCAAAGCUUCUCGGGACAUCGCCAGCGAUUACAAGUACAAGGAGGGGUAUCGGAAGCAGCUGGGCCACCACAUCGGGGCCCGCAACAUCGAGGACGACCCCAAGAUGAUGUGGUCGAUGCACGUGGCCAAGAUCCAGAGUGACAGGGAGUACAAGAAAGCCUUUGAGAAGACCAAGACACACUUCAGCAGCCCUGUGGACAUGCUGGGGAUCGUGUUGGCCAAGAAGUGCCAGGGGUUGGUCAGUGAUGCCGAUUACCGGCACUAUCUCCAUCAGUGGACUUGCCUGCCUGACCAGAAUGAUGUGAUCCAUGCCAAGGAAGCCUAUGACCUGCAGAGUGAUAACUGCUACAAGUCUGACCUGCAGUGGCUGCGGGGCAUUGGUUGGGUCCCCAUUGGAUCCCUGGAAGUGGAGAAGGCCAAGAAGGCCGGGGAGAUCCUGAGUGACAAAAUCUACCGCCAGCACCCGGACACCAUCAAGUUCACCAGCAUCCCAGACUCCCUGCCCAUGGUGCUGGCCAAGCAGAACGCGGACACCAUGAACAAGCGUUUGUACACUGAGGCCUGGGAUAAGGACAAGACACAGAUCCACAUAAUGCCCGACACUCCUGAAAUCACACUGGCAAGAGAGAACAAGAAAAACUACAGCCUGAAACAAUACAGACAGGCCAUGGAAGACUCAAAGAAGAAAGGCUACGAUCUGAGAAUCGAUGCCAUCCCCAUUCAGGCGGCCAAGGCAUCCAGGCAGAUUGCCAGUGAUUACAAGUACAAGGAGGGGUAUCGGAAGCAGCUGGGCCACCACAUCGGGGCCCGCAACAUCGAGGACGACCCCAAGAUGAUGUGGUCGAUGCACGUGGCCAAGAUCCAGAGUGACAGGGAGUACAAGAAGGACUUUGAGAAGACCAAGACACACUUCAGCAGCCCCGUGGACAUGCUGGGGGUGGUGCUGGCCAAGAAGUGCCAGAGCUUGGUGAGCGACAUCGACUACCGGCACUACCUGCACCAGUGGAUCUGCCUGCCCGACCAGAAUGACGUGAUUCACGCCAGGCAAGCCUAUGACCUGCAGAGUGAUAACUACUACAAGUCUGACCUGCAGUGGCUGCGGGGCAUUGGUUGGGUCCCCAUUGGUUCCCUGGAGGUGGAGAAGGCCAAGAAGGCUGGGGAGAUCCUGAGUGACAAAAUCUACCGCCAGCACCCGGACACCAUCAAGUUCACCAGCAUCCCAGACUCCCUGCCCAUGGUGCUGGCCAAGCAGAACGCGGACACCAUGAACAAGCGUUUAUACACCGAAGCCUGGAACAAAGACAAGACCUCGAUUCACGUCAUGCCUGACACCCCAGAAAUCCUGCUGGCCAAACAAAACCGAGUCAACUACAGUGAGAAAAUGUACAAACUGGCCUUGGAGGAGUCGAAGAAGAAGGGCCACGAUUUGCGUUUUGAUGCCAUUCCCAUCCAAUCUGCCAAAGCCUCCAGAGAGAUUGCCAGUGAUUACAAGUACAAGGAGGGGUAUCGGAAGCAGCUGGGCCACCACAUCGGGGCCCGCAACAUCGAGGACGACCCCAAGAUGAUGUGGUCGAUGCACGUGGCCAAGAUCCAGAGUGACAGGGAGUACAAGAAGGACUUUGAGAAGACCAAGACCCGCUUCAGCAGCCCCGUGGACAUGCUGGGGGUGGUGCUGGCCAAGAAAUGCCAGAGCUUGGUGAGCGACAUUGACUACCGGCACUACCUGCACCAGUGGAUCUGCCUGCCUGACCAGAAUGACGUGAUCCACGCCAGGCAAGCCUAUGACCUGCAGAGUGAUGCUGUUUACAAAUCAGACCUGGAGUGGCUGCGGGGUGUUGGUUGGGUCCCCAUUGGUUCCCUGGAAGUGGAGAAGGCCAAGAAGGCUGGGGAGAUCCUGAGUGACAAAAUCUACCGCCAGCACCCGGACACCAUCAAGUUCACCAGCAUCCCAGAC
This is a messenger RNA of Empidonax traillii (willow flycatcher), 3546 nucleotides long. Its product is annotated as nebulin-like. Gene Ontology annotation, molecular function: actin filament binding. Lineage: Eukaryota; Metazoa; Chordata; Aves; Passeriformes; Tyrannidae. The record is from RefSeq and is a predicted model, not a curated record. The annotation marks the transcript as partial. Gene Ontology annotation, cellular component: Z disc. The transcript is spliced from 18 exons. Gene Ontology annotation, biological process: cardiac muscle thin filament assembly.